AGAGAGAGAGAGAGGAGAAAGAGAGAGCGAGAGGGAUAGAGUAGGCAGGGAGGGUGGGCUGUUAAGGAAGAAGUUUCCGUUCCACACACUGACAGAGCGGCAGAUAAGACACACACACACACAUUCAGAUACAAUGUUACAACCAGUAAGCCUGCUGAUUGGCCUGCUAUGCCUCAGUCAGGUGGCUGAUGUGCGGGGUUUUGCCCGUCUCAUGGAGGAUGUGGAGCUACGCUCUGCUUUCUCCGUGGCUCGCACCAGCAGCAUGGAAGGUGGACCCAAGAUGACGGUGACCUUUGAUAUGACUUAUGUCAACAUUGGUGGGGACUUUGACCCAAAGGCUGGCACGUUCCACUGUCGCAUCCCUGGGGCUUAUUACUUCUCCUUCACUGUUGGGAAGUUCCCACACAAAGACCUUUCUGUGAUGCUGAUGAAGAACAGAAACGAGGUGCAGGCCAUUGUCUAUGAGGAGAAUGCUGGUGAGGAGAGAAAGAUGCAGAGUCAGAGUGUCAUGCUGCAGCUGGAGUUUGGUGACACUGUCUGGCUCCGUCUCCACGGUGACCCUCGCUACGCCCUCUACAGCAACACUGGACACUACACUACCUUCAACGGUUACCUGAUCUACCCAGACGUGUACGAUUACCAGACGCACCACCACCAGCAUCAACCCCCCUACAACUCCCAGCAGCCCCAGAGCAACAACGUACAACUGCUCAACAGUAAAAAGGCAACGGACGAAGACAAAACUGAAUCACACGGUGCAUCACAGGAUGUGAAUCUGCAACAAAGGCAGGAGGAGGAGGAAGAUGAGGAGAAGGAAGAUGAAGAGGAAGACCAGAGAUCGGCUUUCUCUGUCGGACGCACAGAGAGCAUCCUGGGAGUCGAUCAGGAGGGCUUGCCUCAGCACCAGCCCGUGAGUUUCGACACGGGGUUCGUCAACAUUGGAGAGGACUUUAACAUGACAGAGGGGAUGUUUACUUGCCGCAUUCCUGGUGCAUAUUACUUCUCCUUCAACGUGGGUAAGCUGCCUCAGAAGACGCUGUCUGUCAAGUUGAUGAAGAAUCGUUUGGAGGUGCAGGCCAUGAUCUAUGACGACAGCCAAGGAGAGAAAGCUCUUCAGAGUCAGAGUCUGAUGUUGUCACUGAAGCCAGGAGAUACGGUCUGGCUCUACUCACACCAGAAAGAUGGAUUUGGAGCCUACAGCAACCACGCCAAGUAUAUCACCUUCACUGGCUUCCUGGUUUACCCAGACUUCCCCACAAGCAACAGCCAAUCAUAUGAACACAAAAAACCCUAGCUUUAGCAUAAACACUACAAACUGAACAUUGUGGUACGAAUUCAUAAACGAUGAACAGUCUCUUCAUCCUGUAAAUGGCGGACAGUGAUCAGUCCACUUCAUACGAGUCCCUUCACAAAGUCACAAAACACCUGUGAUGAGCUCAGAGAUUCUAUUUUAACUUCACUGUAUAGUUUGUCAGGAUAUUACUCCUCUGUGGAAUGCGAAACCUGGAAUGAUAUCAUUGUGAACCCUUAUUGAAUAUUUCACAGUUUAAUGAAAACAGCCGUCACCGGCUCAGCUCUGUGUUAAACCAAACCUCAUGGGUCUCUGUGACCGAGAAAUGCACCAGGAACAUUUUCCUGUGAGUCAAAAAUGGCGUCUAUUGAAAGAAUGUGAGACAAAGUCUGAGUGUGAGUUUGAUUAUAAACACUACAUAAACACUUUGUCGCACUAAAAAAAAACACCACCAAGCUGAGAAGAUGAUAAGAAUUUCCUUUUCCAUUGAAACAUUCCUUUAAGCUUCAACAGUGUUUCUACUUCUGAGUACAAACAGUCUCUGAACCAUGUCGGUGUCUCUGGAGGCAUGUGAAAACGAGACCAACAGUGUGUUUUGUGUCAAAAUGAGUCUUGUUUUCUUCAUUUUGAAGUCUUAUCAUUUUUAUACCUGACCUCUGCAGGAGCAGAGGACAACAGGAACAAACUCACUUGGCUCUUGAAAACUGCAGACAAUUUUCCAGUGCAACUUUUGACCACAUGUCGCCUCUGAGCCUGCAGGGAUCUGUAACGUAAUUUGAUUUGUAAUUCAAGCAGCGAUUAUUUAAUUUUUUCAGAUGGUGUGCACUGUGGGGGAAAUUGAAUUGCGUCUCCCAGGCUACUGUAGAAUGCAUGCAGGUUUAAUUUCACACUGCCAUGAGAAACAUGAUGUUGUGGAAAUUGCUAUGAACAUUAUGACAUUUUUGGUUGAAAUGAAAAAAGGAUACUUGGAUCGCCUUUUGCUUCAGAAUGACCUGGAUUUAGGCUAAUGACUUAGGUUAAGAAUGUAUGAAUGUCAACCUAAUUCCUAAUCUGACCUUAGCACAAAAAGCCAGUCAAUGUGCUCAGCUUGUUGCUAGCUGUUAUUUACAAAGAUAAUACAAAGAGUUUGCAUUUUAGUGGAGUAAACAGUAAUGUGGUCUCUGAAGUGAAAUCAUCUUUAAAGAACAUGCAGCCAUGCAGAAUCCAAAAGUGACAUUACAUGAACAUAGAUGUUAGUGUGUGCUCAUGCAGAAUGCCAUUUUAUAAAACUACACACUAACCACAUGCCACGUCUGCUAGCAGAAAUCCAACUGAAGAUGGCAACAGAGGCUAAUGCUAGUGGUUUCUCUGCUCAGUCACAGGGUUUGAAAUGACAACAAACAUCAACUUAACACAGGAAAUGUUGUAAAGUCAGUGGCAUUGCCAGGAAUAAUGGAAAACAAUUGACUCUGUUAGCCAACACAUUAUUACUUUAGUGCAAUUUCUGCAAAGAUUAAAACAUUUCUAACAAACACUGCACCGCAGUUUUACACGAUUCAUGAACAUUUCAAUGUCACCAUAUAGUCCACGUGCUACGCCAACUUUGCAUUGACUUUGACUUUCUGGAUGAUGUAAAACACCAGCGUGUCUAUGACGUCAACACACCAUUAGAGCUGGUCUUGAAGAGACUUAUUUGUAUUGUAUUGUAUUGUACUUCAGGAGUAUUUAUCACCAUGUUGCUACUGACAUCAAACUAAUAAUGCAGGUAUCAAUACAUCACAUUCACUAGGAUAUUAUAAAACUAAUCUUUAGAAGUUGACAAGACAAAACAUAUCCACAGUAUUCACCAUAUUAGCAUUUAGCUGUACAUUUUAGACUAGAUUUAGGCUUCCAGUGAUGCUGGUGCUGACUUAAAACAGAAAAAGUGAAAUGUUCCUAAGACAGUCACUGUCAGCAAAGUUGCAAGACAAAAAUUUAAGUGGCAUCAACCUGUCAAGAGUACAAGAAAAGACACGUCAGUGUGGCAGAAGAGUAAAUGAGGUGACAGAGGAGGUGAAAUUUAAAGGGAAGAUUCUGCAGGAUACAGAGUGAAGGUGAAUGUGAUUUGGGUUUAAUGUGCAGUCAACUGUGCUGCUAAAUUCUACCAUUCACCUUUCCUUCUGUGUCAGAAAGCUCGAGCUAGAAAGAAUGUAAGAAAAACCCUGGUGACAGAUUUACUGGAGGGGGGAGAGGGGACAACACUCAGCACCAGAACACAUACUGCAUACCUCUGUAAAUGUGCAAAACAAAUGUUAAUAUUUGUUUUUAUUUCAGCUUUUCUGAAUUUGCAUGAUUGAAAGUGUCAGUCGCUUGUAUUAAUGGGUUUUUACUAUUGAAUGUACCUUCCACAAAAAUGGUAAUUAAUUAAGAGGAUUAAUCUGAAAA
Cynoglossus semilaevis (tongue sole) is the source of this 3694-nucleotide messenger RNA. It is a transcript of the gene c1qtnf4, whose product is annotated as C1q and TNF related 4. The record is from RefSeq and is a predicted model, not a curated record. The transcript has 3 exons. NCBI's taxonomy places the organism in Eukaryota, Metazoa, Chordata, Actinopteri, Pleuronectiformes, Cynoglossidae. The coding region runs from base 134 to 1294 and encodes 386 amino acids. Gene Ontology annotation, molecular function: protein binding.